CAGUGAAUGGAGAGCGGGCGGGCGGCGAGCGCAGCAGCGGGUGGGAGCGCCGCCGCCUCCGCCCCCUCCGCCUCCCCUCGCCGCCUCCCGGUCCCGGCUCCGCCGGCCGCCAGCGCGGGGGUGCGGGCCCGCGGCGGCAGCGGCAGCGGCAGCCGAGCGGCGGGAGGGAGGGAGGGAGCGAGCGCCUGAGGAGCCGGCGGCGGGGCCGCUUUGAAUUGCCGGUCAUCUCCUCCGCGGGUUACCUGCCCGGCCCAGGUGGGGCGAUGCAGAGCGGAGGAGGCUGCUGCGGGGAUUGCCGCCGCUUCUGAUGGAUGUUUUGUGUGCGUUUGCCUCCGCUCCCGGUUUCUCUUUCAUCUGAGGACGCCUCUGGCUGAAGCUCUGUUAAACUGUCUGCCUUCUGGUACCGUUCGCAGAUAACAGAAAGAAACCUGAGCCCGAAAGGCAAUUCCCCACCUUCUUCCACCUAACGUAACCUUUUCGGGCGCCUUUGAAGGUUUGCUGGUGCUCCGGCGAUGAUGGCAGCGGUGGGUUCCCUUGGGCUGUACUAAGAGCCUCUUGUUUUCUUUUCCCUUUCUUCUUAGAGGCAUUUCAUCUUUAAGGGCCGGCUGCUCGCACGCACUUUUAUACCCACUGAAGCGAUCAAGAAACCAUGUUGCCUGGUGGAAGAUGUGCGUUUCUGUGCCUUGGAAUGAUCUUGAGCUUUUGGAGCUCCGUGAGUUGGAUGCCCGUUGGAGGAUGCCCGCAUAAAUGUACAUGUAUUGCUUCCAACGUGGAUUGUCACGGACUAGGACUCAAAACUGUACCGAGGGAUAUUCCCAGGAAUGCGGAGAGACUUGAUCUAGAAAAAAAUAAUAUCACAAGAAUCACAAAGACGGACUUCACAGGACUGAAGAAUCUCCGUGUCUUACACUUGGAAGAAAAUCAGAUUAGUGUGAUAGAACGUGGAGCAUUUCAGGAUCUAAAACAACUUGAACGGCUGCGUCUGAACAAGAAUAAAUUGCAAGUUCUUCCAGAGCUGCUUUUUCAGAACACACAGAAGUUAACUAGAUUAGACCUGAGUGAAAACCAGAUAAAAGGAAUCCCUAGAAAGGCCUUUCGAGGAAUCAUUGAUGUGAAGAACUUGCAACUGGACAACAACCAGAUCAGCUGCAUCGAAGAUGGAGCCUUCCGAGCCCUGCGCGACCUGGAGAUCCUUACUCUCAACAAUAACAACAUCACCCGCAUUCCUGUUACCAGUUUCAAUCACAUGCCAAAGAUCAGGACUCUGCGGCUUCACUCCAACUUCCUGCACUGCGACUGCCACCUGGCUUGGCUGUCUGACUGGCUGCGGCAGAGGCGCACUAUCGGGCAGUUCACCUUCUGUUUGGCACCUGUAAACCUGCGCGGUUUUCUUGUGGCAGAGGUUCAGAAGAAGGAAUUUGUCUGCUCUGGUCCCCAGUCUGAACCUCCAUCGUGCAGUGCCAGUUCCAUCACUUGCCCAUCUGCCUGCACCUGCAGCAACAAUGUAGUGGAUUGUCGAGGAAGGGGCUUAACAGAAAUUCCAGCUAACCUACCAGAGGACAUUUGGGAAAUACGUUUGGAACAAAACCUCAUCAAAAUCAUUCCCCCUGGAGCUUUUACCCAGUACAAGAAGCUUAAGAGAAUAGAUAUCAGCAAGAAUCAGAUAUCUGACAUUGCGCCUGACGCAUUCAAAGGCUUGAAAUCUCUCAUUUCAUUAGUGCUCUAUGGAAACAAGAUCACAGAGAUUCCCCAGGGCCUUUUUGAUGAUCUUGUGUCUCUGCAGCUGCUGCUUCUCAAUGCCAAUAAGAUCAACUGCCUGAGGGUAAACACGUUCCAAGGUCUGCAUAAUCUCAAACUGCUAUCUCUUUAUGACAACAAACUGCAGACUAUCAGCAAGGGGCUCUUUGCACCUCUCCGAUCGAUCCAGACUCUACAUUUAGCUCAGAAUCCAUUUGUGUGCGACUGCCAUUUGAAGUGGCUGGCUGAUUACCUGCAGGAUAAUCCGAUAGAAACCAGCGGCGCUCGAUGCAGCAAUCCGCGUCGCCUUGCCAACAAACGAAUCAGCCAGAUCAAGAGCAAGAAGUUCCGCUGCUCAGGGUCAGAGGAUUACAGAAGUAAAUUUACCGGGAAGUGUUUCAUGGACCUUGUCUGUCCUGAGAAGUGUCGCUGCGAGGGAACAAUUGUAGACUGCUCUAACCAAAAACUCAUCCGAUUACCCAGUCACCUUCCUGAAUAUACUACUGAUCUGCGUUUGAAUGACAAUGAUAUUUCUGUUUUGGAAGCUAUCGGACUCUUCAAGAAAUUGCCCAACCUCAGAAAAAUAAAUCUAAGCAACAAUAAGAUCAAGGAGAUCCGAGAAGGCACAUUUGAUGGAGCUUCAGGAGUGCAGGAACUGAUUCUGACAGAGAAUCAACUGGAGUCAGUGCAUGGACGAAUGUUUAGAGGCCUCACAGGGCUAAAGACAUUGAUGCUGAGGAGCAACUCUAUCAGCUGUAUAAACAAUGACACCUUUGCUGGACUGAGCUCAGUGAGGCUUCUUUCUCUGUAUGACAAUCACAUCAGCACUAUCACCCCUGGAGCCUUCAGCACUUUAGUCUCUUUGUCUACAAUUAAUUUGCUGGCUAACUCCUUUAAUUGUAACUGCCAUUUGGCCUGGCUGGGAAAAUGGUUGAGGAAGAAGAGAAUUGUCAGUGGAAAUCCACGCUGCUUGAAACCCUUUUUCUUAAAGGAUAUUCCAAUCCAAGAUGUAGAUGUCCAGGACUUCACCUGCGAUGGUAAUGAUGAAAGCAGCUGCUUGCUUUCACCUCCUUGUCCUUCCCAGUGUACUUGUGUGGACUCGGUGGUACGCUGCAGCAACAAAGGGCUGCGGAUAUUGCCCAAAGGAAUUCCCAAAGACGUGACUGAGCUUUACCUGGAAGGAAACCAUCUGACUGCUGUGCCGAAGGGGCUCUCCACUUUCAGACACCUGACACUGAUUGAUUUGAGCAACAACAGCAUAAGCGUAUUGGCCAAUUACACCUUCAGCAACAUGACUCAAUUAUCAACACUCAUCCUGAGUUACAAUAGACUUCGGUGCAUUCCAGUCCACGCGUUCAAUGGGCUCAGGUCUCUUCGAGUGCUGACACUCCAUGGAAAUGAUAUUUCCAGUGUUCCCGAAGGUUCUUUCAAUGACCUGGUAUCCCUGUCCCAUCUGGCUCUAGGUACCAACCCUUUGUAUUGUGAUUGCAACCUCCGUUGGCUUUCCGAGUGGGUGAAGGCAGGGUACAAAGAGCCAGGGAUAGCCCGCUGCAGCGGGCCUGACGCCAUGGUGGACAGGCUGCUGCUCACAACACCGACUCACCACUUCCAGUGCAAAGAGCCGGUAGAUAUCAGUGUUGUGUCCAAGUGUAACCCCUGCCUCUCCAAUCCAUGUAAGAACAAUGGGACAUGCAACAAUGAUCCAGUGGAGUUUUAUCAGUGCACUUGCCAUUUUGGCUUCAAGGGUCGAGACUGCAGUGUGCCCAUUAAUUCUUGCAUUCAAAAUCCAUGUCAGAAUGGAGGGACCUGCCACCUCACUGAGGCAAAUAAAGAUGGAUUCAGCUGUUCUUGUCUCCUUGGGUAUGAGGGGGAGAGGUGUGAAAUAAACCCAGAUGACUGUGAAGAUAAUGACUGCGAGAAUAACUCUACAUGUGUGGAUGGGAUCAACAACUAUGUCUGUCUCUGCCCUCCUAAUUACACAGGUGAACUGUGUGAUGAGGUGAUUAACCACUGUGUUCCUGAUCUAAAUCCAUGCCAACAUGAGUCCAAAUGUGUUCCCCUUGACAAAGGAACCAGAUGUGAGUGCUUGCCGGGUUACAGUGGAAAACAUUGUGAAAUUGAUGAUGACGACUGUGUGGGCCAUAAGUGUCGCCAUGGAGCUGUCUGCGUAGAUGCAGUCAAUGGCUACACCUGCGUCUGUCCUCAGGGUUUCAGUGGACUUUUCUGUGAAACUCCUCCACCAAUGGUUCUUCUCCAGACAAGCCCAUGUGAUAACUACGAGUGCCAGAAUGGGGCCCAGUGCAUCGUCGUGCACCACGAGCCCGUCUGCCGCUGCCUUGCUGGCUUUGCUGGGCAGAAAUGCGAGAAGCUCAUCACAGUCAACUUUGUUGGGAAGGAUUCCUAUGUGGAGCUGCCAUCAGCCAAAAUUCGCCCUCAGGCAAACAUCUCCCUCCAGGUAGCAACGGACAAGGACAAUGGCAUCUUAUUAUACAAAGGAGACAAUGAUCCUUUGGCUCUGGAGUUGUACCAAGGACACGUGAGGCUCAUCUAUGACACACUGAAUUCUCCCCCCACCACAGUAUACAGUGUGGAAACAGUAAAUGAUGGGCAGUUUCAUAGUGUGGAACUUGUGAUGCUGAAUCAAACUCUGAACCUGGUGGUGGACAAGGGGACGCCCAAGAGUCUAGGAAAACUCCAGAAACAGUCUCCUGUCAGCCUCAACACACCCCUCUACAUUGGAGGGAUCCCGACCUCUACUGGAUUAUCUUCACUGCGCCAGGGUGCAGAUAAGACACCAAAUGGUUUUCACGGAUGUAUUCACGAUGUCCGCAUCAAUAACGAGCUGCAGGAUUUCAAGGAUUUACCACAGCAGUCACUAGGAGUCCUUCCUGGCUGCAAAUCCUGUAACAUCUGCAAGCACGGUAUUUGCCGGUCCCUAGAGAAAACAAGUGUGAUUUGUGAGUGUCACCCAGGCUGGACAGGCCCCCUGUGUGACCAGGAAAUUGGAGACCCAUGUCUUAACCACAAGUGUCUGCAUGGUAAGUGCACGGUAGCCAGUGUUGCUUACACCUGUAAGUGCAUGGAGGGCUACACAGGCAUGUACUGUGACAAGAAGAACAAUUCCUCAAAUCCCUGCAGGAUUUUGAAAUGCAACCACGGGCAGUGUAAAAUUUCCGAGCACGGGGAACCCUACUGCGAAUGCGAUCCUAACUAUAGUGGAGAACAUUGUGACAGAGAGAAUCUCUGCCAAGGAGAGAUAAUUCGAGAAGUAGUCCGUAAGCAGCAGGGCUACACAUCAUGUGCCACUGCCUCCAAAGUACCCCGCCUGGAAUGCCGUGGCAGCUGCGGCAACGGGCAGUGCUGCGUUCCUCUCCGGAGCAAAAGGCGGAAAUACUUCUUCCAGUGCGUGGAUGGCUCCACCUUCACGGAAGAACUGGAGAGACAUGUGGAAUGUGGCUGCUCAAAAUGCUUAUAAGCCAUUCUCCAGUCUCUUGCCACUUUAAUCGACUCAGAAGCGCUAUCAAAACGGGACCUAUUUACUUUCAGAGUGAAGAAGAAGAAAAGAAUUAUUAAGUAUAUUGUAAAAUAAACAAAAAAUAGAACUUAUUUUUAUUAUGGAAAGUGACUAUUUUCAUCUUUUAUUAUAUAAAGUAUCGCACCACUUUGGGUAUAUGUAUCAUAUAGUGAGUUAUUUUUACCAUGAAACUUUUUUAACAGUUGUAAGAAAAAAAAAUUCAAAAGUUAAAAGUUAAAAAAAAAAUAUAAAGAAAACAUAGCCUAACAGGAGAAAUCCGGGGGUGACUUUAUAGGUAUGCACAAUGAACAAAUAUAAAGGUGUUCCAAGGACCUGCCACAGAACUGAUACGGGCUGAAGAAAUCUCCGAGGCUCUGGGUGGGUCUCCUAAGAGAGAGGAUCCCCAUGACUGACAGCCAUCUCGCCUGCUCAGGCACCCUGAGAAAGCCUCCCCCUCGGUCCCUUGCUCUGCCUAACACUGCCGACGCUGUUUUGUUCCUGUACAGUGGCUCCGCUUGCUAUUCUUGAACUGGUUCCCUAUAGCACGUAGGCACUGCCAUAGCUUGAGGCUAACUACAUUAUUUGACUAUUGUAAUACUAUAAUACAUUUUUUGCUGUGUAUGUUGUAUUUAUCUGUGUUCACAUUAUAUUCUUCAGCAAAUGUAUCUAUAGAGCACAGGCAGCUCUAUCCAAAAGAAGGGGACGAAGGGAAAGGAAGUGGGGAAAUAUAUGUUGCUUUGGGAAAUUUGGGGGCGAAAUGUGAAAUAAGUGCUAAGUAAUGCUUAAUAAAUGACAUAGUACUUUUGUGUAAACUCCUCAGCUAUGUUAUUUCCCAAGUUUGUGCCUUCUUGCUCCCAGCCUUGAGCCCUUUUCUGUGUAUGAAAUAUAAGGAAUGCACUGCUACAUAGUUUCUCACGCCUUGACACUUUAACUUGCAAAGGUUGUAAAGAGCAUGAAAGUAUUGCAGGUGCCAGAGCGUACCUGCAACGUAAUGGCUUUUACUCCCACUGUCACUUGAGCCAUGGGUGUAAGCUGGGCGGUAGCUGCCUGUUCAUCCACACUCUGGUACUGAGAAGUUGGCUACUUUUCCACAGCUUUUUAAACGAGCAGAAGUUGCACUAUAUCCAUGUGAAGGUAUUCAGCUGACAUUUGUCCACCUUAGCAGCACUCUCUUCUCUGCACGAGGAGAGACGUCACAGCUCCAUCCUGUCCUGUUCUCGCAUUUGGUGCAGAUUGACCAAUUCAGCCAAAGCUUUUCCAUCUGCACUGCUUCAUAUCCUGCACUUGUGCCUCCCAAAGGACUCCCAUUAACUUUAGCUGUGUUCAGGGACAACACUGAAUAGGAAACGGAAAUCAAUGCAGGGAUAAAUUCUUACUGUGAAUGUGAGGCAACAAUUGACUCUGGGAGUGAGUUUGAUUUUUGGAGGGUUUUUGGCAGGGCUACCUUUCAAGGUCAGUAAGUACAUGCAAAGAUUACCAUGGAUACCUUGAAGUUUUUCUUAGGUUCAAACAUCCCCAUCAACAACUGUUCCAUUAUCAGUGUAAUUUCUUUCUUUCCCUAAUAUAGCAAGUAUUAUGGUCCUUUCUUCAAUUUCUCUUUCUCUAAGAGAGGUUAAGUCAGUGAUGAUUCCUAGCAGCCAUAAACUCCUUUUGGGAACGCUCACUGGUCUCACCAGAAAGAUCUCAGAUCAGGGGCUUCAGCAAAGGAUGAGUAGGAAAGCUGCAUCAAGAAAAGGGGGCUUUUGUUUGACUGGGGCUUUGGAAAGAUGCACAGAAUGCAACCCUGCCGUGACAAGUAUAAGUGUUUAUUUCCCAUUAAAGUGUCCAUCUAGUUAUCAUGCAACCAGAAAGCUCUAACAUGCUUAGCUGUUUUCUGCCAUGUCACAUCUCUCCUUAACUGCAGCAGUUCAUUCAUAUUUGUUUAUUACUACCAGAGCAACUUGAGCAGAAGGGACAUAACCAAUACAAUAGCCAUCUCACAAAAUAAGUAUCAGUAUGUGGAGCCUGCAAUCAGUGAAACAUGAAACAAUCAUUAGUUAAUGUGCUAAACUCUCAUUGAAACCAUGCAGCUCAAGAGCCAGGGAAAAACUAACCCUGGUUGCAAGUACUGUGGGCUGCUUUGUAUUUUGAAUAUAACAUCAGAAGGUCAUAGCAGCUGGAGUUUGUGGUGUACAACAAAAACCACCCAAACCCACAACCUACACAUUUUAAAAAUUUGUGCAAGUAACUGCAGGCACUUGGGCAAAUAUGUGCCUGGCACACCACUACCAUUAAUGUUUCAUUCCAGCUUAAAACACUUUAAUUUCUAAAGAAGCAGCUGCUAUGGUGCCAGGCAGAAGAAAUCCAGACUGAGCAGUGGCUUACAAGCCUUCUGUGUGCUCUACUGCACUAUUUGUAGCCACUAAACUGCCAAGGCCUGCAGAAACACAGCCCCUCUUGAACAUCACCCAAAAUGGCGUUCACGUUGCCCCUUGAGCAGCAACAUGUAUGAGUAGGAAGGUGACAUUUACUCGUGGCCUCGCACCUGCUGGAGGGUGCUUUAAAAGGAAUGGACCUUGACUGGCAAGGCAAAAGCCAUCAACAUCUUGUUGACACAUCACUCUGGGAUUUAUUUAAGCAAAGCCUUGCAGCAAAGUGACCAGCAACAACUCAGCAAGGCUGGCCCUGUUCCUGGCCCUUUUCUGUCAUGGCACUUCAAUGUUAAGCGUUGGGAUAAAGAACUAAGAAUAUCUAUUUUGUAACCAAAUUAUGCAAAUUUUGUAUGCUUUUAGGCAGCACUUGCCAUUCGAUAGUGAUGCUUUAUGUCAAUGAUUCUCUGACUUGCUAUAGAAUUAUUUUAUGUUAAGAAGAAAAUAAAAAGCAUUCAGAUGUGCCAAAAAUGUGAGGUUAACUGAAGUGUAAUUAGCUCUGAAAGUUCCUCUGUAACCUGCCUAAUGUUACAAUAGAUUUCAACAACUGCGGGUACAAUGCAGUAGUUUUUACCUCUAUAAAGUUUUAAUAUAAAGUGAAGAAAGAUGCUUACCCUUAAAAAAUGGCAAUGCAGACUGGUGUGAACUGAUGUAUUUUAUUAAUAGAUUCUCAUUGUGAUGUAAGUUUAAAUAAAUUGUUGGGUUAUGGAAGAUUGUAA
This is a messenger RNA of Harpia harpyja (harpy eagle), 8378 nucleotides long. RefSeq names its product slit guidance ligand 3 (gene SLIT3). The coding region runs from base 650 to 5212 and encodes 1520 amino acids. Gene Ontology annotation, biological process: axon guidance; negative chemotaxis. The record is from RefSeq and is a predicted model, not a curated record. The transcript has 36 exons. Gene Ontology annotation, molecular function: heparin binding; Roundabout binding; calcium ion binding. NCBI's taxonomy places the organism in Eukaryota, Metazoa, Chordata, Aves, Accipitriformes, Accipitridae.